GCAGCACAACCUUGUCCACCUUAAGAAGUCUUGCCCCAUGAGGGGUCGUCGUAUACCUGAGAUGGCUUGCGGGGCAUUCCAUGAGUUGAUGCGCGAAGCAUUGGAUUUGAAGUACACUGAAUUAUUGCGCCGCCUGGUCAACGUUGAUGCCAAUGACUCGAGCAAGAUAUUCAGGGAGUUUGCCGCUGCGAAGGCCUUCAUCAUUGCAGAGAUGCAGGUGCGGCUCGACCCCAUCGCGCAGCUGCCCCUGAAAUGUCUGUGCGUGGGCCACUUUGACCACAAGUGCAUGAGGACGCACCUCGCUAUCUGCUUGGUUUUGUACGAGAACUUGACAGCGCAGGACGUCAAACACCAGAUGACGAAGCGGAUGUUCGGCCAUGGCUCUAUCAUUCGGGGGUAA
This is a messenger RNA of Prorocentrum cordatum, 400 nucleotides long. Lineage: Eukaryota; Dinophyceae; Prorocentrales; Prorocentraceae. The record is from the annotation of a GenBank genome assembly.